This is a messenger RNA of Tachyglossus aculeatus (Australian echidna), 528 nucleotides long. RefSeq names its product nanos homolog 3-like. The record is from RefSeq and is a predicted model, not a curated record. The transcript has 3 exons. Gene Ontology annotation, biological process: oogenesis; negative regulation of translation. Gene Ontology annotation, cellular component: perinuclear region of cytoplasm. The coding region runs from base 1 to 528 and encodes 175 amino acids. NCBI's taxonomy places the organism in Eukaryota, Metazoa, Chordata, Mammalia, Monotremata, Tachyglossidae. Gene Ontology annotation, molecular function: mRNA binding; zinc ion binding.
AUGAGGAGGAACAGCUCGGACCCGGCAAACAGGGCCACCAAGAAGGGCUGGCUCCAGGGGGCUCGGCCGCCCCCGGACCCCCCCGGGACCCUCGGCCGAGCAGGCCCCCCGAAGAUGGAGGCCUUCAACCCGUGGAAGGACUACCUGGGCCUGUCCCGAGGGGUCGAAGCCUUCCAGGAGGAGCCGGGCCUCGGGGACAGCCGGCCCGAGGCGGCUUCGGCGUCGGGGGAGAGGAGUCUCCCGCGGCCGGUAGGUCCGGAGGGCAGCCCCUCUUGCCCCUUCUGUAGACACAAUGGCGAGGCACGCCACACUUACCCAUCCCACAACCUGAAGGACGCCAUGGGCCGGGUGGUCUGCCCCAUCCUCCGGGGCUACGUCUGCCCGCAGAACGGCUUUACGUCCAUCUACACCUACGGCCCGCGGAGCCCGCCGUCCAAGGCGGCCCCCGGGCCCAACCCGCCCAAGCCCAAGGGGAACCCGGGAGGGACGGCUCCCCAAGGGCCAGCGUCCGCCCCAGGGGGCUGCUGA